Esox lucius (northern pike) is the source of this 2797-nucleotide messenger RNA. RefSeq names its product UDP-glucose 6-dehydrogenase (gene ugdh). Gene Ontology annotation, molecular function: UDP-glucose 6-dehydrogenase activity; NAD binding. Lineage: Eukaryota; Metazoa; Chordata; Actinopteri; Esociformes; Esocidae. Gene Ontology annotation, biological process: glycosaminoglycan biosynthetic process. Bases 235 to 1725 code for a protein of 496 amino acids. The record is from RefSeq and is a predicted model, not a curated record. The transcript is spliced from 12 exons. Gene Ontology annotation, cellular component: cytosol; nucleus.
UUCCAGACCCCGGAAGUUAGAUUUGUACUCACUGAGCUGUUUAAAGUUGCAGCAUUACUGAACUUUGAUUCAUAAGGUAACGGUUACAGUAAACUAUUAUCAAGGACAAUUUCCACUACGCAGAGCUUUUAGCAACUGUAUUUUAAUUAGCGUCAUUAAAGUACUGGAGUUAUUUGAAUAUACGCAAAACGGGGCUGGAGUUCCAAGAUCAGUAGUCGACUUCGCGCAGCAGAGAUGUUUAAGAUUAAGAGGAUCUGUUGUAUUGGCGCUGGCUAUGUGGGCGGGCCGACCUGCAGCGUCAUUGCCCACAUGUGUCCGGAGGUCCAUGUGACGGUUGUCGAUGUCAACGAAUCACGGAUCAACGCCUGGAACUCUGACACACUGCCCAUAUACGAGCCCGGGCUACAGGAAGUCGUUGAAUCUUGCAGAGGAAGGAACCUCUACUUCUCCACUGACAUAGACUCUGCCAUCAGAAACGCUGACCUCAUCUUCAUAUCAGUGAACACCCCCACUAAGACCUAUGGGAUGGGAAAAGGCAGAGCAGCCGACCUGAAGUACAUCGAAGCCUGUGCCCGUCGAAUCGUGGAGGUUUCCAAUGGUUACAAGAUUGUCACGGAGAAGAGCACGGUUCCGGUCCGGGCCGCCGAGAGUAUCAGGAGGAUAUUUGACUCCAACACCAAGCCCAACCUCAACCUGCAGGUGCUCUCCAACCCUGAGUUCCUGGCUGAGGGCACGGCGGUGCGAGAUCUGAAGGAGCCAGACCGCGUCCUGAUUGGUGGAGAUGAGACGGCUGAAGGUCAGAGGGCCAUCCAAGCAUUGUGUGACAUCUACGAACACUGGGUUCCCAAGAGCCGUAUCAUCACUACCAACACCUGGUCCUCAGAACUCUCCAAACUGGCAGCCAAUGCGUUCCUGGCCCAGCGUAUCAGCAGUAUCAACAGUAUCAGUGCUCUGUGUGAGGCGACUGGAGCGGAUGUGGAAGAGGUUGCUCUGGCCAUCGGGAUGGACCAGAGGAUAGGAAGCAAGUUCCUCAAGGCCAGUGUGGGUUUUGGGGGCAGUUGCUUUCAAAAGGAUGUGUUGAAUCUGGUGUAUCUGUGUGAAGCUCUGAACCUCCCAGAGGUUGCCUCGUACUGGCAGCAGGUGAUUGAUAUGAAUGAGUAUCAGCGGAGGAGGUUUGCGUGUCGCAUCAUUGACUGUCUGUUUAACACGGUGACGGGGAAGAAGAUCGCUCUGCUGGGGUUCUCCUUUAAGAAGGACACGGGAGAUACAAGGGAGUCUUCCACUAUCUAUAUAUCCAAGUAUCUGAUGGAUGAGGGGGCCCAGCUCCACAUUUACGACCCUAAAGUCCUGAAAGAACAGAUCCUUCUAGAUCUGUCCCAACCACACAUCUCUGAAGACUCUCGCAGAGUGUCUGAUUUGGUGACCGUGUCAGUUGAUCCCUAUGAGGCUUGUCGAGGGUCCCAUGCUGUGGUCAUCUGUACAGAGUGGGACAUGUUCCGGGACCUGGAUUAUGAAAGAAUCUAUGACCAGAUGUUAAAGCCGGCGUUUCUGUUUGAUGGUCGUCGCGUGCUGGAUCAUCUGCACCCCCGCCUUCAGAACAUCGGCUUCCAGGUUGAGACCAUUGGUAAGAAGGUGACGUCGUCACGUAUCCCCUACACCCCCACGGCCGGAGACACUCGAAUCCACAUCAACCCCGAACCCCCGGUCAAGAAGGCCAAAGUCUGACACACAGACACUACUGACACACACACAGACACUACUGUGAUUUGUCCAUAUUUCCAUCCCAUAUAACAGCCCCAACUGAAUAACUGUAUAAAAUGUGAAUCCUGCCAUGACCCGCCCCAAUAACGGAACCCUGCCAUGACCCGCCCCAAUAACGGAACCCUGCCAUGACCCGCCCCAAUAACGGAACCCUGCCAUGACCCGCCCCAAUAACGGAACCAUGCCAUGACCCGCCCCAAUAACGGAACCCUGGCAUGACCCGCCCCAAUAACGGAAUCCUGGCAUGACCCGCCCCAAUAACGGAAUCCUGGCAUGACCCGCCCCAAUAACGGAACCCUGGCAUGCAGGACAGUCCUACAAUGGAUCCAUAGAAGUCCAGACCAAACAGAUCCUGUCUGGCCCAAACUCACCUAAAUCCUAUGCACUGGGGGAGAUAUGAGGAUCUCACAGACCUGGUAAUAGAUUGGCCUGGUGACAUUUGACCACAUUGCUAAUAUUAAUGAAAUCCUCUCAGAUCAACUCGGCUGAAUGGGGUUCACUUAGACAGACCUCAGGUGACACUGUAAAUCGGGAAGGACGGGUUUAUAGUAACGGCUGGAAUGGAAUCAGUGGAAGAAUAUUAAACACAUCACACUUAUUUCCAUGUAUUUUAAUCCCUUCACUCCCUGACAUGACACUGUAAACCGUCCUACCCUUUGCUUACAUACACACCCCUUGCAAUAAGGACCCAGCUCCCAGCCACCUCAUUUGGUCAAAAUGGAUUAUUGACUUAAUGAGGACCAUCAUUAGUUAUGUAUUAAUUUCAAAGCUGCUUAUUGUUAAGGUUUGAACAGUAUUAGUUUUUAAUGUUAACUGUCCUAUCAUGUUAACUCAUGUUUCAGUUUUCCUAUAGUCCGUCAUUUCAUUGGAGCUCGCUCAGAUUUGACACACAUUGGUAAUGACACAUUGGUAAUGAUCCUUUGUGCUGUGUGCUUUUCUAGAUAAACAAAGAAAACAAAAAAUGUAAUUUCCUGCCUUUUAUAAUGAUGAUGUCAUCAACCUGUGUGUGAAUAAAGUGGACCAAUGGAAAAUUAAA